GUAAAAACGAAAAGAUGAAGAUUCUUAUUUUUUUAUUAUUUAUAUUUGUGUUAUUGAGGUGUUGUGAAAUUGUUGUCCAAAAUCAAAACUCGAAGCUGGGGGAAGGCAACGCAAUCGAAUUCCCUUCCCUUUCAAUUCCAAUUUCAAUCUCGAUUUGAUUUGAUUUGUUUUGGUUUGAUCGCACACACAGAGGCAUGGGUCAAACUUUUCGGAAGCUCUUCGAUACCUUCUUCGGCAAUACCGAGAUGCGGGUUGUGAUGCUUGGUCUUGAUGCUGCUGGCAAAACAACUAUACUGUAUAAGCUCCACAUUGGAGAAGUUUUAUCUACUGUUCCUACAAUUGGUUUUAAUGUGGAGAAAGUUCAGUAUAAGAAUGUUGUUUUCACUGUUUGGGAUGUCGGAGGGCAAGAGAAAUUAAGGGCACUUUGGAGGCACUAUUUUAACAACACUGAUGGUUUGAUAUAUGUUGUUGAUAGUCUGGACCGCGAAAGGAUAGGGAAAGCAAAGCAGGAAUUUCAGACAAUCAUAAAUGAUCCAUUUAUGCUCCACAGUGUCAUCUUGGUGUUUGCCAACAAACAGGACCUGAGAGGAGCAAUGUCACCAAGGGAAGUAUGUGAAGGAUUAGGUCUCUUUGAUCUCAAGAAUAGAAAGUGGCACAUACAAGGCACUUGUGCUCUUCGGGGAGAUGGCCUUUAUGAGGGCUUGGAUUGGUUGUCCACAACUCUGAAGGAGAGAAAAGCUGCCGGCUACUCUUCAAUAGGACUAGGAACUUCAUCCUUCUAAUUUUCAAGCGGUAUUUUGGCCUAGGGUUUGGCGAUAGAUGAACGUGUAGGGUGUGUGGUCAGUUCUAAGUCGAUGUAAUUGAUAAUUAAUUCUUUCGGGUUACAUCUGAAGCUCUGGCGAGUAUGGAGUUGCUUUGCCUUUCAGGGUGCUUAAGAUUUGUGACUUGCUUCAAUUAUAAGAGUUUGUGCAUGACGAAUGAUUAACUAAAUUCUUUUGCCAUAUUGAUAUCCCUCGUGCACUGGAUAGAUGGUCAUGUACUAGAUCACUUGUUCAUUCUCCCUCGAUUUCCCCCAUCUCACACAUUGUAGUGUGUCUGUGAUUGUUGUGCCUGUGGUGAUUCAUAAAAAUAAUGAUUCUGACUGACAAAUGCAUGGGGAUAUUGUCAUGAUUUUCCCUUCGCCUUCGUUUUCUUGUGAUUCAA
Messenger RNA from Cajanus cajan (pigeon pea), 1203 nucleotides. RefSeq lists its product as uncharacterized. The record is from RefSeq and is a predicted model, not a curated record. Lineage: Eukaryota; Viridiplantae; Streptophyta; Magnoliopsida; Fabales; Fabaceae. Gene Ontology annotation, molecular function: GTPase activity; GTP binding.